This is a messenger RNA of Cladocopium goreaui, 1920 nucleotides long. The record is from the annotation of a GenBank genome assembly. NCBI's taxonomy places the organism in Eukaryota, Dinophyceae, Suessiales, Symbiodiniaceae.
AUGCAGGUGGAAAGCCUCGACACCCAGACUGAGCUACAAGUGGAGCAGACUGCGGUCAGGCCGAGCCAACCUGCUCUGCGAAUGACCUUGCCUGGGCCAACUUUGCCUUUGGACUCACACCCAGACAAUGUGCGUAAGUUUGUUGCUACUCAUAUGAAGUCACCCAAGACGCCAACACCAACGCCUGUGGAACCUUCAGAACCUGAGACCAAGCCGCCUGCCCAGACAGCGAGUACUGCGGCUCCUCCAGAAGCAGCCAGAGCUGCAGCUCCACAGCAACUAGAGGCACUAUCAGAGGAGAUGCAGAAGACUUUGCAAGAGAUGGGGUGGAUCAAGCCAGUUGCCACUCCACAACAAUCUGCGAGCGCAGAUGCUUCGAAUGUUGCAGUUCUGAAGAGUGCAGACCAAGGUUUCAAUGGAGGUGCUGUUGCCACUGGAGCAGACAAAGCUUUGAACGGAGUUGCUACGACCAAUGGAGAAGACAAAGGUUUGGACACGACCAGCGGAUCACCGGUUGGGACAAACCAAGGUUUGAACGGACCACCCGUUGCAAAGCCCAUUGGGUCAGCAAAUGAUUCAAAGGGACAACCAGUUCCACAGACCACUGCGCCUGCAGACCAACGUGUGAGCCCACCGGUGACCACGACCGCUGAAGUCACAAGUCUGGCUGGGCAUCCUGGCCAUCAGCCGGCUGGAAGUGCCUCUCCUCACAGGAUGCCCGGACAGCCCUUGCAGAAUCCAGGCCAUCAGCCGGCUGGAAGUGCCUCUCUUCACAGGAUGCCCGGACAGCCCUUGCAGAAUCCAGGCCAUCAGCCGGCUGGAAGUGCCUCUCCUCACGGGAUGCCCGGACAGCCCUUGCAGAAUCCAGGCCAUCAGCCGGCUGGAAGUGCCUCUCCUCACGGGAUGCCCGGACAGCCCUUGCAGAAUCCAGGCCAUCAGCCGGCUGGAAGUGCCUCUCCUCACGGGAUGCCCGGACAGCCCUUGCAGAACGUCAAGGAAGAACCCAAGUUGGACCAGAGGCAAACGUACUCAAGACGGGCGGCUGCCAAUUUGAUCUCGAUACCCAGCGUUGAAAAAAAGGUUUUCAGCGAUGAGAAGAAGUCAGACCUGAUCACAAUGCUGUGCGAGAGCAAUGGAGAGCUGGAAGCUGUGGGAGCAUCCUUGCAAGCCUUUGAAGAAACUUGUGUUGGUGACUACCAUCGCAAGAAAGCACUUCGUUGGACAAGGAAGGAGAUGGAAGACCACUACGGCACAGAUGCAGAGGCAGUCAUGAAGCACAAGAUCCAGCAGGGCCUUGUGGAGGAUGACGAGAAUCUUCCAGGGGGGCAGCUCUUUUUGAUUGCCAGGAAGGAAGAUGAACAUGAAUCAGGGACUCGGAGUGGAACCCAGUUGACUACGAACAGGAUUCGCGUGGACGAGAGCAAUGCAAGUGCUGUGGAUUCCUUGUCAGCCCCUGCAAGGGUACCGGUCAAGAGCAGAACGUCAGAUACCAGCAGCAUUUCAGCUCCCCCCACGCCGGCUUCGUCUGAGCUCUCUUCCUCGGCUCCUGCAACACCGGCAGCUCCAGAGCCACCGGCCAAAAAACGUCGAGUUCCAAAGGCGGAAGAACCUGUGACGCCUUUGGCGAAAGGACGGGAGAUGGCUUCUAAGUUGUUGAAGAAGAAGAGUGACGCAGCAAACUUGGCAUUGACCCUCCAAUCGGUGCCAUAUGCUGAGCAACUGUACCUCAAAGUGCAGGAGCUGGUUUCCUUGCAGAAGAAUGAGGAAGUGGAUUACAUCCCACUUGUCCGAGACAUGAUCACGUUGCAGCGAGGCUUCGACAAGCCGUAUGCUGCGGCAGGGGCGAUUGUGCGCCAAGUGAACAAGCCGGCCUCAAAGGCCAAGGGCAAAGCCAAAGCCAAGGCUAAGGCCGCGGCUUGA